Messenger RNA from Linepithema humile (Argentine ant), 4507 nucleotides. Its product is annotated as transmembrane channel-like protein. The record is from RefSeq and is a predicted model, not a curated record. Gene Ontology annotation, molecular function: mechanosensitive monoatomic ion channel activity. Gene Ontology annotation, cellular component: plasma membrane. NCBI's taxonomy places the organism in Eukaryota, Metazoa, Arthropoda, Insecta, Hymenoptera, Formicidae.
CACGAGUGUCGGAUCAGAUAAUUUGCAGCGAAUAAUAAAUUGUGAUUUUUUUUGUAAAUAAUUUUAUCAGGUGUAAAUCACGACGUGUGUUACACAUGAUAAUUAAUGAUAUUUAUCAAGCACGCGAGCAUUCUUCUACGCGACUAAAAACUAUCACGUUUAACGCCAAACCAUUCGAGUUCCGCGGUAGAUUUGCUUUCCUUUUUACAUAGCAAGACUAUACUGUGUGAUAUUAAGAAAUAUGAUUAAUAUAGCAAAUAUAAUCACCUGUGGCGUAUAAAAUGCAAGUUGACUCAUGGCCAGCUUCGUCGACGGACGAAGUGGAAAAUCCUGAAAUUCUAAAACUGAACAGAAUGCAUGGACGAGAUAAGCCAACAGCUCUAGGUGGGUCCGUCAUCCCCGUCGCAGCCGCAAACGCCGACCAGUCGACAGUCGGUUACGUUUGCUAUCGUCGAGUGUCAGUGCGACGAAGUUUCCGCCGGGAAAGAUCGCGGAUUAUCGCAAGCGAGCGCAUAGACGCGAGACCUCGCGACAAUAUGCAACGCAUCGCGAUUGCUGCAUCGAUAGAAAAGCCAACGCUGGACGACGGUGGGAACGACAGCGAGGAUGAUUAUUCGGCGUCCGUUUGCGCGAUUAUGCAGCGACGGAAUUCGACACGUCGACAGAGCCGACGAAAACGGCGUCCAUCGUCGCCGUUCGGCACCGACGUCGAGAACAUCGCUCGCCGUCGAUCCUCGGCUUACACCACGAGCUCGGGCGACACGAUAAUUUCGAUGGAGGAAAGCGGCAAUCAGGAGCAGAUUUUCGAAAAUCUCAAGCUGCACAAGGAGGUAUUGAGCGGUGUGAAGCAACAGCCUUGGCCUCUUCGACGUAAGAUCAAGCUCGUACAGCAGGCUAAGUCUUACGUUCGACGACACGAAGGCGCUCUGCAAGAGAGACUCGCUCAAAGUCGCAGCACUAAAGAUGUUAUAGCACGCGUUUCGAUUUACAUGACUAAGAAGUGGCAGUAUUUCCGACGCGAGCUGAUUAAUCUGCAAACGUGGCUGAUACCUUGGCAAGUCCGUAUCAUGGAGAUCGAGUCUCACUUCGGAUCCGCCGUUGCGUCCUAUUUCAUUUUUCUCCGUUGGCUCUUUUGGAUCAAUUUCGUGAUCGCGGCAACUCUUACGGCGUUCGUGGCGAUACCCGAGGUGUUGACUGCGAAUGCGACGCUCGCCGGCGAAAGGAAGAUUAUGCUGAAGGAAGAAAGCGUCAAGUCGAAGCAGUUGUUGACUCUAUGGGAAUUCGAGGGAGUGCUGAAGUACUCUCCGUUCUUCUACGGGUGGUACACCAAUCAGGACUCGAACCGAAAUUACAGACUACCUCUGGCGUACUUCGUCACCAAUCUGGUCGUGUACACGUAUAGCUUCGUCGCAAUCCUGCGCAAAAUGGCGGAGAAUUCGCGUUUGAGUAAACUGACCGAAAAAGAGGACGAGUACGUCUUUUCGUGGAAGCUUUUCACUGGAUGGGAUUUCAUGAUAGGUAAUCCGGAAACUGCGCACAAUCGCACGGCCAGCAUCGUGGUCAGCUUCAAGGAAGCUCUGGUGGAAGAAGCAGAGAAGCAGAAGGACGAAAGAAACUGGAAAGUCAUAUCGAUGAGGAUAUUCGUGAACGUGGCGGUGUUAUCGUUGCUCGCGUUGUCGGCGUACGCCGUAAUCAAGGUGGUCGAACGGAGCACGACGGAGAACGACUCGCAUAACUGGUGGCGGCAAAACGAGAUCACGAUCGUGAUAUCCCUGAUUACGAACGGCUUCCCAAUAUUCUUCGAGAUCCUCGGCUUUCUCGAAAGCUACCAUCCCAGAAAGCAGCUCAGAAUGCAACUGGCGCGGAUAAUGGUCUUGAAUUUGCUAAAUCUCUACUCACUGAUAUUCGCACUGUUCCAUAAAAUAAGCUCUAUGAAACACGAUCUUUACAGUCUUAAACCGACAAACACGAAUUGCGUGCGUAAAUCAGUGCCAUGCGGAGACGACACGGAGGUAACACGUACACAGCAGAUCGUGACAAUGGCAUCUUUGGGUCUCAUUUUAAUCAGCAAUGCUAGCCACUCUCAUGCUAAGAGGGAAAUCCCGGAACAAACACUGUCAUCCAUCAGACAAGAACCUCCUCUUAAUCCCUUUUUGGAUAUCAACACACUGUACGAAGAAUUUAACGACACCUCCGAUUAUGAUGAUUAUGUGGAUUAUUAUCAUUACGAAACUUCAGAUAUAGAUAGCGACGAAUCCUAUACCACAUCUUAUAAGAAAGAGAAUACUCAAAGUACAGAUAAAAAAUUCUACGAUGCAAGUUCAACUGUGCCCGCGAAUUUUUUGACAGAUUCAACAAUUGCCGAAAAUUUCUCGACGAGUUCCACUUCGUCCCAGAGUGAAACCGUAGCAUCGACAAUCACCGAAUCAGGCACAAUAAAAGAAUCAAUGAUUACUGAUGACUUUACCGAAAACCCUUUGGAUCUUUCGUCGCCUGCAGAUAGCAAACAACAAUCUGUUAAAUUUAGUUUCACACCUACGACGGUUGCAACGUAUACGUCAGAAAGUGACGUUUCUACUUUACAAUCGAAUAAACGUGUAACUCAGUCUUCGAAAGAGAUUUAUGUGAUAAAAUGUUUCGAAAAAGUUUGCACCACUGCGUCGCCAAGAAAUUUAGCUAUGUCCACGGGACAAUUAGAUCUGAAGACUCGCAAAAAAUUACGUCGAUUAUGCUGGGAAACUAUGUUCGGGCAAGAGCUCGCCAAGAUCACUGUCAUGGAUUUGAUACUCACCAUAUUAAGUACCCUCAGCGUGGAUUUCUUCCGUGCCGUUUUCGUGCGUUUCAUGAACAACUGCUGGUGUUGGGACUUGGAGAAACAAUUCCCGCAAUACGGCGAUUUUAAAAUAGCCGAAAACAUCCUGUAUUUAGUGCAUAAUCAAGGGAUCAUUUGGAUGGGAAUGUUCUUCAGUCCCGGUUUAACGGCACUGAAUCUUCUCAAACUUGUCAUCUUAAUGUAUCUACGCUCCUGGGCGGUUCUGACGUGCAACGUGCCGCAUGAAGUAGUUUUCAGAGCCUCCAGAUCUAACAAUUUCUACUACGCACUUUUAUUGACCAUGCUGUUCUUAUGCGUGUUGCCGGUCGGUUACGCUAUAGUUUGGGUCGAGCCUUCGUGGCAUUGUGGUCCAUUUUCUGGUUACACAAGGAUUUACCAUUUAGCGACGCGAAGCUUAACAAAAUCGCUUCCGCAGCUGAUUCAACGAUGUAUCGAUUACGUCGCAUCGCCUGGUAUAGUAAUACCACUCAUUGUUCUGAUGACAUUAAUUAUUUAUUAUAUGGCAUCUCUCGCUAAAUCCUUGCGAGAAGCGAAUAACGAUCUAAAGAUGCAAUUACGACACGAGCGUAUAGAAGAACGUCGAAAACUCUUUAAAAUCGCGGAGAAAAGGCAAAAUGUAGCCGAUACUCCACUAUCGAGAUGGAAGAAGAUUCUUCCAGCCUUGCCGCAGGCCAAAUCAGAGUUAUCUCGAAAUUCCGAAAUAACUCAGAGAGAUGACGUUCAAAUCGGGAAUGUGAGUGACGCGGUGGGAAGGGAAGGAUCGAUACCGAACGAUACCGAAGAAUCGUCGCGCCAUAAUCAAAUGUCUGAUAAUAGUAAACGAAAUGAGGAAGAAGUUGAUCCAAAAUUAAAUGAUACAUCUUCCAACAAAAGACCAAUAAGCGUUGGAUGUUCUUGGGACUCGCAGUCGAGCGAACAGAGCGUUAUACCGGAAAUUCAAAUAAAUAAUGAAAAAGAAAUUGUGUGCAGCGAUACUCAUGAAUCCGCCGAAUUAAGCGAUGUGCCCGAAGAUCGUGUUCAAGAGAUAACGUAAUGAGCCUAGUGUAAUCAAUAAAAAAUGUGAAUAAAAUAUGUAGGUAAUAAUUAAUAUUUUCUAGCACUACCACCUUAAUCUAACAAAAAUUUAAAAAACAAUUGAAAGUUAAUCCCAACUGAAUGCAUCAUCUCGUAACUAAGCACGAAUGAAAACGUCUUAUGGUUGUAUCAUAUUUAUUUCUACAAACGUGAUGUAAAAUACUUAUAAAUAUUUAGAAAUAGUUAUUACUGCUAUGAACAAUGUAAUAUAAUUAACUCCAAAAUAGGCUCGAGAUAGAUAGUCGAGGCACGCGUAGUCGAACACCAUACACGCAAAAUCACACUUUGAUUGAGCAUUGGCACGUACGUAAAUGUCUUCGUCUUAUUGUCAAAUAUUAUAUUACGUAUUAUUCGAAAUACUUUUAAUGAGCUAUUUUAUUGAGCUAUUUCAAAAUUAACGAUAUGUGUGUUAAUAUAACCCGCAAAGAUAAAAAUGUAUGCUUAUCGUUAAAAAAUGUAUAGUUUGUAAUUUCAGUGUGAGUUAAUUGUUCCUUUAAUCUCAAAUAAAACAACGCUUAUUAAAAAAUGUCGACAAUAAGAAACACAAGUAACAUGCAUAAAAAAAUUAUUCUACAUUAUCGUAGCGCGCUUGUUACGAAU